AUGUGAACUGAGACUUCUAGAUACCAGCAGUGAGUGUGAUGCUGAUUUAUUUUAUUCCAGUCACUUGAAUCCAGCGGUGCAAUUGAAAGUUUCCGGGUUUGAGCGACAGGAUGGCGGCUUGUUUGUCAGUGAAGGCGAUGCGCUACUUUCUAUUAGUCAAGCUGACAGGAGAGCUACACGUCACAGGAAAUCCGCUCCAGUGGAUUUCAGCGUAAAAUGCACCCCAGCACGCCAAUCGCCAUUAUCUCUUUAUUGUGAAAACCCUAAAAGCUGUCUUACGUUGUAAUGUCUGCGGUGUGACUCUUGACGCCAGAGUAAGUUCAGAAGUUGGACACGUUUCUCGUGUUUUCCUCUCUGAUCACUUGGACGUGGCUGUGACGCGUGUGUCUGAGGUCGUGUUGAGACGGCUCCUCUUCUCCCGGUGACGCAGGUAACAUGUCCGGCGGGUGUGUGCGGUUGUGCAGCGCUUCUUUCUCACGGAGCUGUCGCUAAGGCCUGUCCUCAGGGUUUAUUUCCAUCACGAGUCCCCCAACAGAAAUGUCACUGGAGGACUACGAGAGACACUUGGACUCGCUGAAUUCGGACCUGGGCAGCGGGUCCGUGGUCAGCGAGCGAUCCGCGUCCUGCACGUUUAAUGGCGAGGAGGAGAAGCUGCACUACAUCCCCAUCCGGAUCCUCGGGAGAGGGGCGUUCGGAGAGGCCACUCUGUACCGGAGGACCGAGGACAACUCUCUGGUGGUAUGGAAGGAGGUGGAACUGAACUCGCUCUCAGAGAAGGAGAGCAGAGAUGUCAUGAACGAAAUCAGCAUCCUCUCCAUCCUGGAGCACAACAACAUCAUCGCCUAUUUCAAUCACUUCAUCGAUAAAAACACUCUGCUCAUUGAGUUGGAGUACUGCAAUGGAGGAAAUCUGUAUGAUAAAAUCAACCAGCAGAAGGGGAAACUUUUCUCUGAAGAGGUGGUCAUAUGGUACCUGUACCAAAUUGCCUCAGCGGUGGCCCACAUUCACAAAGCUGGUGUAUUACACAGGGACAUCAAAACUCUGAACAUUUUCCUGACAAAGACUGACCUCAUCAAGCUCGGCGACUAUGGCCUCGCAAAGAAGCUCGACUCUGAGUUUUCAAUGGCAGAGACUUGUGUGGGAACUCCAUAUUACAUGUCUCCUGAAUUGUGCCAGGGAGCAAAGUACAACUUCAAAUCAGACAUCUGGGCCAUGGGUUGCGUUCUUUUUGAAGUCUUGACUCUUACAAGAACAUUUGAUGCAACGAACCCUCUGAACCUCUGUGUGAAAAUAGUCCAGGGCAACUGGACAAUGGAUGUGAACUCAGAUGUUUAUUCGUCUGCAUUGAUCAAGCUGGUGUACGAGUGCCUCGAUCAAGAUCCUGCAGAGAGGCCUACAUCUGAGCAGAUUCUGGACCAGCCGUUCAUCUCUUGCUGCCGAAAGGAGCUGGAAGAGCGAGUAGCCCUGUUGAAUUCAGCAAUGAAGAAACCCAAGCUGAGUACAGUGACCGAAACCCCUGUUGCCGUGGUGACCACACGUUCAAGGGAGGUGUACUUCUGGGGUGGAGGGAAGUUCACCCCCCAGAAAAUGGACACAUUUAAAGGAGGCAGUAGUGCCCAGCAUGUGUGUGCAGGAGAGAGCCACUUUGCAGUUGUCACAGUGGAAAAGGACUUGUACACCUGGGCUAAUGUGCAAGGCGGAGGCAAGAUGGUGGGCCAGCUGGGGCACGGAGACCAGGCCUCAUAUCGGCAGCCUAAGAGGGUGGAGAAGCUCCAGGGGAAGGCCAUCCGACAGGUGGCGUGUGGGGCUGACUUCACUGCCUGUGUCACCGAUGAGGACCAAUUGUACAUGUUUGGGUCAGACUAUUAUGGCUGCAUUGGAGUGGAGGGCGAGAUGGGAGUUGAGAGUUUGGAGCCAGUGCUUUUGGAGUUUUUUGAGGAGCGGCCUGUCCGUCAGGUUUCGUGUGGGGACAACCAUGUGGUGGUGCUGACUCAGAGCGGGGAGGUCUACUCCUGGGGCUGUGGAGAGUAUGGGCGACUGGGUCUGGAAUGCGAGGAUGAUUUCGCUUCUCCAAUGCAAGUCAAGAUCCCUAAAGGUGCCAUCAUCUCUUCAGUGUCAUGUGGCAGCGAUGGAACCUUCUAUUUGACCGAAACUGGCAAAGUCCUGGCAUGUGGAAACAAUGACUACAACAAGCUGGGUCUGAACCAGGGAAUCUCCGGUCUCAAAAACCACCCCGGGGAGGGUUACCAGGGCACCCCGUACAUCACCACGCUGACCUUGGUAAAGCAGCUGUCGCGAUUCACGAUCCAGGUCAUUGCUCCAGGGAAGACCCAUACAGCUGCGAUUGAUGAACGUGGUCGUCUGAUGACCUUUGGCUGCAACAAGUAUGGACAGCUGGGUGUGAAGGACUUUAAGAAGCACCAGGGGGUCCAAGUCCUUCUUGGGCCCUUUGGAGGGAAGACAGUGAAUAAAGUGUCCUGUGGAGAUGGAUUCACCAUUACAGCCACUGAGGACAAUCAAAUCUUUGCAUGGGGAAACGCUGGAAACGGGCGACUUGGGAUGCCCGCUGAUAAGGGAUUUGGUUCAGAGGUCUGUCCUGCCAUGCCAAGGCCCAUCUUUGGUUCCCUCCAUCAUGUACCGGACCUCUCAUGUCGUGGAUGGCACACCAUUAUCAUUAUGGAGAAAGUGCUCAACUCCAAGACUAUUCGUUCCAACAGCAGUGGACUAUCAGUUGGACUGGGUCAGGAGGCGUCUACAUCCACAGUUGAUCUGGACAUAGAGCCUGGAGAGACAGAGUGUCGCGACAGGGGUCUUGGAGGAACACGGGAGGCAAAUACAGAGGGGUGCCUCUUUGAGACCCCGAUAAUGUCAAUGACAAGUCAGACUGGGGACAGCUCCUGCCCACUCUGGCUCAGAAAGGAGCUUGAGGAUGCAGAGGUCAUCCCGAUACCGAAAGGCUCUGACCUGUCCACUCCUGACCAGCUCUCUUCUAUCUCAGAAAGCGUCACUCUACCUUAUGAGGAGCUUAAAGAGCUGAAGGCUGCAGCAGCAGCUGUCAGCAGUAUGAAAGACCUCUCGACUAAACGAAUGACCUGUGAUAACAUGAAUGGAAUGGAGGAGACUCGUGUCUGCAGAAGAGGAGAAUCGAGCGUAUGCUGCAGUGCUGGUAGAGAAGUCACACAGCUGCGAGAGACAGUCGCUUGUCAAGAGAUGAGGAUCCAGAUGCUGGAGAAGCAGGUCAAUGACCAGCAGAAGGAGAACGAGAGGCUCUGGGCGGCAAUCAAUUCUUCAGUUCUACGGGAAGCGGGAAGGGACAAUAAUGGAAACCCUCGCCCCGAUCGUGUGCCUGGGGAUGUAGGAGGAAGAGGAGGCGGAUUCACAAACCACGGGAGCAGAUCUGCAGGGGCCAGCGUGUGAACCUCAACUCGCAGGUUUCUAGAUUAUGGGAGAAGUGUCACAACUCACAGCACAUACUAAGUAAACAGCUGGUUAGUUGGAAAGUGAAGGCUCGGUCAGAGGUGCAGUUCACGACGCAUCCUCGUGCCCACUCACAACGGUUACAUCACGGUAUACAUGUUUGCUUGCACGUACAUGUAUAAUACUUGCACACUUGUGUUCACAUGGGUGCAGUGAUCUCGCUAAGUUUCUCCACAGGCUGAAAUGUUGGCUGGACUCAACAUGAGGCGUUGGACCUUGACACCCUCGAGAGAUACACUGAUGAUGUUUCUCUUCAAUGUGAAGGUAAAUUUAUCGGUGGUGUUAGUGUUGAUUGUUAGUGACGUCAGCACCAAGGCUUCAGUCCUUUACUGCCUCAGAUAUACAUAUUUAUCACCCAACAGGCAAAACCAGCUCACGCAAAUAGUAAACAAUUUGCUCACACAUCCAAGUUUGAUAUUUUCUCUACUUUCAGCUGUUCAGCUUGGCAGCCAGUAUGUUGUCCACACUCAUGUUGGCACAGUCUUCCAAUGUGAAAAUACAGCUUUCUUAAAUAUCACUUUUAACUUCAUCUGGGGAUCUGAGAUUAUGAGAACAAAAUCACAAUAUUAAUAUUAAUAGUUGUAAUUUUUACAAGAAUAAAUUUGUUAUUUAAUGAGUGAAAACUCAAAAUUUGUGUCAUUUAAGAGCGGGAGAUCAGAAGUUGGGCCUGUGUCCUGUGUUAAAUUGAGGAAUGUGGAGCAUCUUGUUAAGUUAUACUUUAGUUUAAGGCCCACAAAUAAAGAUGUUUUUUGGCUCAUCAGCGCCACAUUAUUUCAAGUAUAUAUCAAGACUUUGAAAUAUUGUGCAAGAAACUCGGUCUAUUCUUAAUAAAAAGAAGAAAUUGCUUUUUUGUGGAGGAGGAAAUGUUUGGUAUUGGUCGACUGCGAUGCUGCCGUUUCUUAGUCUCACAACAAACCGUUGCGAUUGGCAGCUGUCAAGAUGUUGGAUCCAGAAGGAGUGGAACUCCAGCGAGCGCUUUUCAAAUUAUUCUCGUAGUAUUUGGAAUCUUUUCUUCACAAUUAAGACUUUAUUCCUCGUAAUCUCAGAACUUUAUUUUCUUCAAGAUGGCUCCAAUGCUCUGUCAUAAAAAAACAACACAAAGCCUCUAAAACUGUCAUGUUUAUCCGACAUGUUAGCUAUCGCUUUUAUCUCAUGCAAAUAUAUCAUUUUUGAAUUUUGCAUGUUUUAUUAUAGUAUAAAUAGAGCAUAGAGCAUUUGGGUGAAACACGAAACUACUGAUUAAUUUUUUUACAAGUAUGUUACUCCUUUUAUUGCCGUUUUUGACUCUUGGAUUCUCAGCGGUGCAGCACAUGUAGGUUUAUCUUCAUCAUGAAAGAACACUUGGAAUGUGGACAACAUGGUCUUUAAAGCUUUUAUCACCUUGCAGCUCUUUGUUGUUUUUUAUUGUACUUUUUUAACCAUUUAAUCCGUCUUUGGUACUUCCUGAAAUGUGUCAGGUGAAGAAAAAAAAAAAAAGCAAAUGUGGAAGCAAAUGUUUUUGCUUUUAUUUGAGAUCUGCUGAUUUUGUUCAUUGUGUGCAAUUAUAUGUAAAAACCCUUUUCAUCAUAAUAAAGCUUACAAGCUGAUGUCAACCUUAUAACACUGGCAGUAAAAUGCUAUGUGAAAUACAGAGUGUGCCUUACAAGCCAUUGAAACCAAAGUUAGAGCAGCAGUAUGACGAUGUUGUGCCUUUAUUAUACAGUGUGACAGCAUGUAAUAUGUGGUUUAUAUUGUGGAGAUGUAACACUUGUAUAAACAAACACUCCUCUGCUCACAGUCCUAUUGUUGCCUUGUGUUAAAGCCAUAAAUAAAACUUAUCAGCUGUC
Paralichthys olivaceus (Japanese flounder) is the source of this 5303-nucleotide messenger RNA. RefSeq names its product serine/threonine-protein kinase Nek9 (gene nek9). Gene Ontology annotation, cellular component: centrosome. Lineage: Eukaryota; Metazoa; Chordata; Actinopteri; Pleuronectiformes; Paralichthyidae. Gene Ontology annotation, biological process: protein phosphorylation. Gene Ontology annotation, molecular function: protein kinase binding; ATP binding; protein kinase activity. The record is from RefSeq and is a predicted model, not a curated record.